AUGGCGAUCAGCUUGAAAGUAAUCAUCAUCGGCGCAGGCGUGACGGGUUUGUCGCUUGCCCAGGGAUUGAAGAAGCAAGGGAUUGAUUUCGAGAUCUAUGAGAGAACGAGUUCCGCUGCUCGUCACCGAGACUGGGGUAUCACCGUCCACUGGGCGGUAGAGUUCUUGGAGCUGUACCCGGACUACAUGGCGGACAAGCUUCGUGAAGCUCAGGUCGUCACUCGCAAGAACCCCAAGCUGCAGGAGCACGUUGAAUUUCACGAUGGAGAAACUGGGGCCGUCUUCAAGCAUAUUCCGUUGGGCGCCGCGAAGCGAUAUAGCCAAAAGAAGGUCAGGCAGGUUCUGCUGGAAGGGAUUCCCAUUCAAUACAACAUGGAGUUCAAAUCGUUCAAAGUCCUUCCCGGAGGAAUCGAAGGUACCUUUGCAGAUGGCACGACGACCAAAGGAACCUUCCUUGUCGCUUGCGACGGAGCACGCUCUUCGACCAGACAACUCCUCUUCGACAACAAAGAGGACGCAAAAUGGAAGCGGAUUCCUGGCCUCAUCCUCAACAACUACUGGAUGCAAUACACCAAGGAACAGGCUCUGAAGGUAAGGGCAGGCCUGAGUGAGUUCAUGGACAUUGCUGUCCAUCCCAACGGCACCUACUAUGGUCUGAUCCCUCUCGACAUCGACGACGAAAAGAGUCCGGAAGAGUGGAAGUUCCAAGUCUUCAUGUCAUUCGCAGCCGAUUUGAAGCCCCAAGAAGACACCCCCGAAAAACGUUUCGCAUUGGUCAAAGAAAAGGGCAAAGCAUUCACCGAACCCUUCAGCACCGCCAUUGAAUACAUGCCGGAGGACACGAUCAUCACCUGUGAUCACUACGGUACCUGGGAAACCCGGCCGUGGAACUCCCACGGUGGCCGUGUCUUGCUGGCCGGAGAUGGCGCUCACUCCAUGACCCCACAUCGUGCUCAAGGUGCCAACCAUGCCCUGCAAGACGUCAUCAACCUGGUACGCGCGUUUGGCGAUUUCAAGGAAGGCAAGCUGGACGAGAAGGCGCUCGCUAACAACUACAUGAAAGAGGUCGUCGACCGAGGUUCUAAUGAAGUACGCAUGUCGUUGAAGCAGGGUUUGGCGGCUCACGACUGGGCAAACAACAAAGACAUGCCUAUUGUCAAGAUUGGAUCGACACCGUUGCAUAUCCAGAACUCCUCGGUGCCGCUCCCUACCCAAGAUCCGAAUCAACUUUGA
Molecule: messenger RNA, 1233 nt
Organism: Cladophialophora bantiana CBS 173.52
Lineage: Eukaryota; Fungi; Ascomycota; Eurotiomycetes; Chaetothyriales; Herpotrichiellaceae
Exons: 6
Coding region: 1-1233 (410 amino acids)
Molecular function (GO): FAD binding
Source: RefSeq, a predicted model, not a curated record